GAGAGAACUGUUGGUACUGAUGGACUCUAAAUGCUCACAGUAAGAUUGUGUAUAACAGUGGGAUCGUUUGAUAAAUCUGCUCGGUAUCUGUCCUGAUGAUCGUUUUAACGGUUUAUUCCGCUCUUGUAGCGGCGCUUUCGGUUAAUGCGGAACUCUUUCAGUUUGACAGCAUAUCGAAUUAUUCCACCUAUUACUUGAACUACCUCUACUGCCAUGUGUGGGAAGGGGAGUGCCAGCCUAACCAGGACGAUGUUACUCAACAAGAGCCUGCCGGGGACCUUUGGUCAUGGUGGUCUCAGGCUUAUAAAGGCAUGGCAAGGAACUGGCCCUGCAACUUCUGGCAAUGCUGUGAUUCAGGAGACUGCAGGAUCACUAACAACCUCACAGGUCUGGAGCUAGAUCUACAGCAAAAACUUCAUGGGCAGCACCUGGCUCAGUCAGUAGUGCUGAAGGCCAUUCAAGGCUUCAUUAAUAAUCCUGAGUCCAACAAGCCCCUGACUCUGUCUUUCCAUGGCUGGUCAGGCACAGGCAAAAACUUUGUGGCUCGGAUGGUGGCAGACAACUUGUAUAGGGACGGAAUAAAGAGUGAGUGUGUGCGGUUGUUCAUCGCUCCAUUCCACUUUCCACAUGCGCAACUGGUAGAUGUGUAUAAGGGCCAGCUGAGGGAGGCUAUUAGAGACAUGGUACUCCGAUGCCCACAGACUCUUUUCAUCUUUGAUGAGGCAGAGAAGUUGCACCCUGGUCUUAUAGAUGCCAUUAAGCCGUUUAUGGACCACUAUGAUAGUGUUGAUGGGGUCAAUUAUAGAAGGGCCAUAUUUCUGUUUCUCAGUAAUAUUGGUGGUGCUGCUAUCACUGAAGUAGCACUGGACUUUUGGCAUUCAGGACAAAAUCGAGAAGACAUUGGGCUGGAAGAUCUGGAACAUCGACUGCGAGCAGAAUCUGUGGAGGCUGAAGGGGGAUUUGCCCAGAGUGAGCUUAUGUCUGGGCACCUGAUUGACUUCUUUGUACCAUUUUUGCCUCUUGAGUAUCGUCAUGUCAAACAGUGUGCUCACGCAGCAUUUGUUGCACGAGGUGUGGAGCCUAACGAGUCAACUCUGGACGAGGUGGCAAAGGCUAUGGUGUACGUACCCAAAGAAGAGAAACUUUUCUCUGCACAGGGCUGCAAAUCCAUCCCGCAACGGAUCAACUUCUUUUUACCCUAAUGAAAAAACCCUGAAGUAAUUCAAUUAAUAUGAACACCUGAAAUCAAAUGAGACAGACCCAGGUUUUUAGCCUUCAGGUUACAGAGUAAUUCAUUUUAUUAAAUAUGAAUUAAUAAACUUGCAGGUUUAUUAAGGUGAAGGUUUAUCCAACAACACACCUCAUGAGUUGGAACACUACUUGACCCAUAAGGUUCCAAAAAAUUGUUACCAAUGUGCUGAAGUUUACAUGAGUCUAAAUAUACUGUACAGGCUGAGUGAAUGCCAUUUGUUUUCAUGUAUUUUUUUUUUUACAUUGUGUUAAAUGUUUUUUAUUUGUCAAAACUAGUGUGUUUAAAGGUGCAGGGAACAGAUUUUAAUGUUCAGAAAACAUUUUGAGGACCAAGUACUUGUUACAUUAUUUACCAUUGUUAUCAGCUUUGCUGUUGUUUCUAAUACAACAAUAAAUCUAUUUUUCUAAUGAA
Molecule: messenger RNA, 1663 nt
Organism: Trichomycterus rosablanca
Lineage: Eukaryota; Metazoa; Chordata; Actinopteri; Siluriformes; Trichomycteridae
Gene: tor3a
Product: torsin family 3, member A
Exons: 6
Coding region: 96-1202 (368 amino acids)
Cellular component (GO): nuclear envelope; endoplasmic reticulum lumen
Molecular function (GO): ATP hydrolysis activity; ATP binding
Source: RefSeq, a predicted model, not a curated record